AUGGUGAUCAUGGAGAAGGCAAAAUGGAAGCUGUUCGGCCUACGAGACAUCUUCCGCGCAACUCCUAGCUGUCGAUCCCUUCCAGGAGAUGCUGCAUGGCCGAGUAUCACAGCGUGGUCGGCUCUCAACUCGACAAUUGGUGGUCGCCUGAUUGCCACAGUUCCUCAAGGUUCGCCUUGUCAUGCUCCGAAUUUCAACUCCGAGCAAUGCGAGAGUUUAGCGGAGCAAUGGGACUAUCCUUGGAUCCAUUCCCAGGAUCCUUCAGCGAUAGAUAUGCCGUGGUUCCAGAACGGCACCUGCGACCCUUUUCACCCAAUAGAGACGCCGUGCACGCUUGGGAAUCUCGUGUCCUACUCGAUCAAUGUCUCGUCUGCAAUGGAUGUGAUCGCUGGUCUAAAGUUCGCGCGGCAGAACAAUGUACGGAUCGCUAUCAAAAACACCGGCCAUGAUUUCAUCGGGAAGAGCACAGCCAAGGGUGGAUUAGGACUAUGGACGCACAACCUGAAUCAAAUUGAUAUUCUGUGGAACUAUACCAGCAGUGGCUAUAGUGGCCCAGCCAUGAAGAUGGGCGCAGGAACACAGGCGUAUCUUGCAUAUGAAGCGGCGCAUCAGGUUGGAUACCGAGUCAUAGGCGGAACCUGCCCUACGGUGGGCCUUGCCGGAGGCUACACACAGGGCGGUGGCCACUCUGCAUUAAGCUCACUCUAUGGUAUGAGUGCGGAUCAUGUUCUAGAGUGGGAGGUUGUUACUCCAGACGGGCAGCAUAUCGUGACCUCUCCCGAAAAACACGCUGACCUGCACUGGGCUAUCAGCGGCGGGGGACCUGGCACUUUCGGGGUGGUGAUCUCAAUGACGACCAAGAUGUUCAAAGACGGGACAACCAAUGGCGCAAGCCUGAGCUUCAACACAACUUCUGCCCCGGGAUCCACAUUCUGGUCAGCCAUCGAAGAAUUCCAAUCCCAUCUCGGGCCACUCGUCGAUAGCGGUAGCGUAGCGCUCUAUAGCAUAACCUCCACCACCUUCUUCGCCUACAUCGCAGCCCCAACUAUCAACACUACCAAGAUCUCCUCCUACCUCCAGCCCACAACCUCGUUGCUCUCCUCGCUCAACGCAACCUUCUCCCUCUCCAUCACCACUGACCCCUCCUACUUUGAUUACUUCUCCCGCUACUUUGGCCCCCUCCCCGCCGGUGUCUGGGACUCCUCCCACCUAAUCAGUAGUCGACUCAUCCCUCGCUCUGUGGUCCAAGCGAACAACUCCAUCGUCGCCUCCGCAUUCCAGAAUAUCACUGCAUCAGGGAUCUGGUCCCUCUCCGCAGUAGCCCUCAAUGUCUCGCACACCGUAGCAGGGAACGUCCCGGGCUCCAAUGCCGUACUUCCCGCAUGGCGCUCUGCUCUGUUACACACGAUCGUCUACUCCCCGUGGAACUGGACAGUACCGCAAUCGGUCAUGGUGGAGCGAGAAAAUUAUCUCACGAAUACCAUCAGCCCUCUGUUAGAGUCUUUCACGCCAGGCUCAGGGACGUAUUUGAAUGAGGCGAAUUUCGACCAGAUUGCGUGGCACGAACAGUUUUAUGGGGCGAAUUGGGACAGGUUGAGUGAUGUGAAAAAGAAGUAUGAUCCGGAGGGUCUGUUGUAUGCGCGUACGGCGGUAGGGAGUGAGGCAUGGGAGGAAGGGGAGGGGGGCAGAAUAUGUCGAAUUUAG
This is a messenger RNA of Amorphotheca resinae ATCC 22711, 1704 nucleotides long. RefSeq lists its product as hypothetical. NCBI's taxonomy places the organism in Eukaryota, Fungi, Ascomycota, Leotiomycetes, Helotiales, Amorphothecaceae. The record is from RefSeq and is a predicted model, not a curated record. The coding region runs from base 1 to 1704 and encodes 567 amino acids. The transcript is spliced from 4 exons. Gene Ontology annotation, molecular function: FAD binding; oxidoreductase activity.